GCUCCUCCCGCUCGAGCUCAGAUUAACUACAGGACCCUCGAGCGAGCAGGACCGUUUUACCGUUAUCACUCCGUUCCUGCGAUACACAGUGAAAAUGGGCAAAAUGCGCGUCUAGCCUCGUUUAAACGCUAAAAGAAGAGUUUCUUCUGACGUUGAACACGGAUUUUGUUUCUUACUGGAGUUACUGAAGAGCGGAGGACUCGCAAAGAUGAAGUACAAAAAUCUAAUGGCAAAAGCACUUUACGACAAUGUCCCGGAAUCUCCAGAAGAGCUGGCUUUCCGGAAAGGUGACAUCCUGACCGUCAUCGAGCAGAACACUGGCGGUCUGGAGGGAUGGUGGCUCUGUUCACUCCAUGGCCGUCAGGGCAUCGCGCCCGGCAACCGCCUCAAACUACUUAUCGGACCAAUGUUUGAAGGACAGAGGCCUGCAUCCCCAUCCCCUCCACAGGGUCACGCCCUCCAGCAGAGGCCACUCACACCUCAGGGUGUGUACCAGGUGCCGCCGUCCCACCAGAGCCCACAGGGACAGGGCAUCUACCAGAUCCCUCCUUCUAAAGACGUGUACCAGGUUCCACAGAGAAGCGCACUGAAAGCUGAUGGGACUCCUAGCAAGGUGGUGACUCCGAUCCGCGUAGGGCAAACAUACGCUUACAGUCCUGCGUCAGAUUCAUCUCAUGACCUCUACGAUGUUCCACCAAUUCGUCAACAGGGGGUGUACGAUAUUCCGGCGAGCAAACAAACUGGACAGCAUGGCAUCCCCAGAGCCCAGGGCCUCUACGACACCCCCCCUUCCCAGGACCUGCGAUCAAAAGGACUGUAUGACAUACCGCCAAUGUCACAAGGGGUGUACUCCACGCCACCUUGUAAGAAUAACAUUGCCCAAGACGAAGGGAAUUACGACUUUCCACAGCCUUCGAAGCACAAGCAAGAAGGUAUAUAUGACGUUCCACCACCAUCACUCUCCAAAGCUUCCCCAUGCUCCAACUACGACUUCCCGCCCAGCUCUGAGCCGAUGUCCCGAAAGGGCAUGAACGACAGCGCUGGCAUCUACGACGUUCCCGCCAGCCAAUUGGCCACAGGUGGAUCUCAGGACUUGUACGAUAUUCCACGUGGAAUGCCGCAGAAUCGACACACUUCUUCUGAAAGAGACAGAAAUAAAUCAGUUUACGAUAUUCCACCAGGAGACGCUCGGUUACUCGGUGACGUGACCGAAUGCGUCAACCGCUUGUCGUUUUCCAGCACAGGAAGCACUCGCAGUAGUAUGUCAACUUCCUCUUCUUCUGCCGGAUCGCCCGCCGAGGGCCGGCUAGCAUUGGAUCUAGACUCUGCGGUCCAGAGGUUGAGUCGUCUCCAGCAAGGUCUGGAGUCUUCGGUUUGUGCACUGCAAACUCUUGCGGCAUCGCCUCACUGGCGAACGUACAGCUUCAUGGAACGUCACGCCAACGAGGUCCGCGUUUCAUUGGAGCGCGUCAAGUGUGCGCUCACAGAUUUUCUCGUAUUUGGCCGUGGAGCGGCUGCGAACGCCUCCACGUUGUCCGAUCCAGGAUUGCACUCCAAGUUGCGACGCCAGUUGCAACGUCUAGAAGAUUCCCAUCAGAUUCUUCAACAAACACACCAAACUUUAGAAAACAAUUGUUGGGCGCUUAAUAUCCUAGUAACGGGCACCAAGCAUCAGAACAAGAGUGACGAACUGGAACGUUUUGUAAUGGUGUCGCGGACAGUGCCUGACGAUGCCAAGCAGCUGGCUUCAACAAUAGGGGGCAGCGCGGAGCUGCUUUUCCGAAGAGCACCAAUAGAGGGCAUCGUUCACCCCUUUACUUGCACCCCAACGGAGGAAGACAGCUAUGGAGCCCAGACCAAACCUUUCCCCGUAUCUCACGACAAAGCAAACAUGAACAGCGAGAAGUGCGUUAAAAGCUGGAUGGAAGAUUAUGACUACGUUCACCUACAGGGAAAAGAUGAAUUUGAACGCCAACAGAAGGAACUUUUAGAGAAGGAGAACAUCACCAAACAAAGCAAAGUCCAACUCGAACAAGAACAGCUGAAACAGUUCAAACAGCUCGAACAGGAAGUGAUCAAACCUGUAGAGAAUGACAUCACCAAAUGGAUCUCCCACCAACAUUCAACAGGCUCCUCCCCCUCCUCCUCAGACUCCUCCUCUAAUUUCUCCAUGGGAGGUGGAGCUCCAAUGUGUUUGCGUGAUCGCCAACUGUUGGGUUUUUACGCAGACCAAUGCGAACAGCACUUUGUGACACUGUUGAAUGCGGUAGACGCAUUUUUUGGCUGCGUAAAGGCCGGGCAACCUCCACGAAUCUUCGUUGCGCAUGGCAAGUUUGUCAUUCUGAGUGCCCACAAACUUGUGUUUAUCGGGGACACGCUGUCGAGACAAGCCUCGGCGGCUGAAGUGGCAAAUCGCGUCAUGAACUUAAGCAACAUGCUGUGCGAGAUGCUAAAGACAGUCGUGGGCGCCACCAAAAUAGCGGCCCUUCACUAUCCCAACACGGCCGCUGUACAGGAAAUGGUAGAUCGCGUGACGGACCUCUCGCACUUAGCACAACAAUAUAAAGUGCAGCUCUCGCAGAUGGCGGGAUUGUGAUAUCAUCAGCAUGAUGUCACUAACUUCUGAACAAAGACUGUCAUUUUAACAUAUAUAUAUAUAUAUAUUUAUACUCCUAUAGAUGCAUCACUGAAAGUUGUCUUUUGUAAAUAGUCCUGCUUUCUGUAAAUAUUUGGCUCUGUAUUUUGUGUAGAUUUGUUUUAUAUAAUAAUAAUGAUAAUAAUAUUAACUGAAUGAAUAGAAAUGAUUGAGACUUGCAUUUGUAGAGUGACCGUUAACAUUCCUGAUCGUUUUGUGUAUUAGGCACCUUACAAGUUGUCCUUUACUGCUAAUUAUUGUGUAUUGCUGAAUGCCAGAACCUACAAAAUGGAAAUAGUUUGUUUUGAAAAUGUGCUGUAUUGUGACACACAGUCUGCCGAGAGGACGGUAUGAACAAAGUAAAAGAUUUCUGUGUCUUUGCUAUAGAAAUGGUGUUUCACUUGUUUUUGUUUGAACAUUGUGGUAGGGGAAUCUCACCAAAAAUGUGUUCCAGGUCAUAUUUUACCCCAAAAUCAAAAAGAAAUUACAUUUUGUUGAUGCUUGCUUUAGAAUCAUUCAUAUUUUUUGCAUUGUGGCAAUUUUUUUUUUUACAAUUAAACCCUUUUCCUCCUGUUUUUAUUCUUGUAAUGCAGACAAAAAUGCAUUUUCAUUACUGUAUUAUGAUAAAAAAUAAAUGUACAUAUAUACAAUAUAUAUAAAGUAUUUUUACACCA
Onychostoma macrolepis is the source of this 3309-nucleotide messenger RNA. It is a transcript of the gene nedd9, whose product is annotated as neural precursor cell expressed, developmentally down-regulated 9. NCBI's taxonomy places the organism in Eukaryota, Metazoa, Chordata, Actinopteri, Cypriniformes, Cyprinidae. Gene Ontology annotation, cellular component: cytoplasm; plasma membrane. Gene Ontology annotation, molecular function: protein binding. Bases 209 to 2596 code for a protein of 795 amino acids. The record is from RefSeq and is a predicted model, not a curated record. Gene Ontology annotation, biological process: cell migration; cell surface receptor protein tyrosine kinase signaling pathway. The transcript is spliced from 7 exons.